GACGGUGCGAUGGACUUCCUGAAGGACCUAAACCAACCGAAGGUGUACGAGCUGAAGAAAGCCUUCUGUUUGUUCGAUCUGGACGGUGACGGCAUCAUCAGUGAGCAGGACUUGCGGAAUACCUUCCUGACGCUGGGGCUGGACAAAUCCGAUGGCGAGAUUAUGAAAAUGUUCGAUGGUGUUGUGCAACCGCUCAAUCUGGACGUUUUUCUGCUGCUCAUUCUGCAGAGGGCGAACGGCCUAGCACCGAUGGACGUUAUGGUGAACGCUUUCCGCCAGUGGGACAAAACCAACACUGGCUUCAUCGAUAAGGAAAAGUUUAUGUUCGACAUCAUGAGCUACGGUGACCGAUUUACACCGGACGAAGCCGAACAGGCCCUGGAAGAUGCGGCCGUGACCCGUGGACCACAGGUCAACCGGGAUGGCCAGCUGGUGGAGAAGUUCGACUAUGUUGACUUUGCAGAGAAUAUUUCCGGCUUCCAGAAGACAGAGCACAAAGUUGAAAAUUGA
Sabethes cyaneus is the source of this 510-nucleotide messenger RNA. Its product is annotated as myosin regulatory light chain, striated adductor muscle. Gene Ontology annotation, cellular component: myosin II complex; cytoplasm. Gene Ontology annotation, biological process: post-embryonic development; locomotion. The transcript is spliced from 3 exons. The coding region runs from base 10 to 510 and encodes 166 amino acids. The record is from RefSeq and is a predicted model, not a curated record. Gene Ontology annotation, molecular function: myosin heavy chain binding; calcium ion binding. NCBI's taxonomy places the organism in Eukaryota, Metazoa, Arthropoda, Insecta, Diptera, Culicidae.